This is a messenger RNA of Biomphalaria glabrata, 2317 nucleotides long. RefSeq lists its product as uncharacterized. The transcript is spliced from 5 exons. The record is from RefSeq and is a predicted model, not a curated record. Lineage: Eukaryota; Metazoa; Mollusca; Gastropoda; Planorbidae. Bases 340 to 1257 code for a protein of 305 amino acids.
CCGCCACUCUAUAAACGAUCAGUCACUCGAUAAAACUGUUGCCAGAGUCGUUAACUAGCCGUAAAGAAAAAAUAAAAACAUUUUGUUGUCACGGCAUAUUGACAGCUGUAAGUUGUUAGGCCUUGAUACAUACACUACUUGAAGACUUCACUCUUCUAGAACAUGAACAAACGUCGGGGACCCGAGCUAGAAAUUCUGGUGCACUAGAAUGUCCUGAUGUUUAUCCACUAUCAUUCUGAGGUAAAAUCUGUCAACAGGACAUUUCUUUGUAUAAGGAACCUCUAUACUCUACUUAAGAUCGCUGCAGCGUGUUCCCAUUCAUAGCCUUAGCUAUCCACUAUGCAUUGUGUACAUUUAAUGAUUUUCUUUGUAAUGCUAUGUUUGAGAUUCUCUUUUGGGAUGUUAACACAGACAUUCUUUAAGAGAUUAGACAACGUUCUGUUCACAAACACUACCACAACGGAAUUGUGCUGGCGAAACAGAUGCAGUGAUAGCUUUCUGUCAUGUAGUCUAGCCUGCAACAGUGACCCCACCUGUAGCAGCUACAACUAUAACUCUUCUCUUCAAACAUGCACGAAAAAUGUUGGUGAUAUCUACACAUUUGGAGGUGGAACUCUUCAGUCGUCGGUUGCGAUACAGUAUGUGGGCAAGAUUCAAAGUGACGUGACGGACGGUGCUUGGAUCCUUGUGUACAGAGCUCAAGCAGAGAACAACGUGUCAGCCUACGGCGUCUAUAACAACAGCGGUUAUGUGAGUGACAAGGACUUGAGUAGUCUCCCUUUGUCUUCUAUCUCUAAAACUGGUGACGUCACUUCCUCCCAUUAUCGCUCAAGAUGGAUAAAUGAGUGGCCGAGUAAUAUCUCUCAGCAGGUCAAAUUUGAGCUGUACACUCAAGGUCAGACUGUUCUGACAUUGCUCUUCAACGCUACGGGGAGCAAUUCAACCAACUGGUUUUCACACAACAGACUGAUACAGUCUCCAUUUACUGACCUGACGUGGCCACCCGUCAUCUUCUCAUCAACAGGAUAUCCCAAUACCAGAAGGAGAUUUUGUAUCACCAACGCUACCAGCUUUAUAGAUUGCACCCAGAAAUCAUGGCUUCUGGUCGAAGACACUGUGGAUACCACCUGCUCAUGGACAUCCGGCGCCACAAAAACUUUCCCCAGGUUUCAGUACAGUAAAACUAGCACAUUUACGACAUUCAGCACCAAAACCCAGGGACUGGCCAAUGUUCUUGCAGUAUUCAUCAAGUUCUGAGACGACCAAUGACCAAAUACUGGUUGAAAAAAAGAGACAACUUUGUCAAGGGAGAGAAACUUCACUACACUUGAUCAAACUCCUGCUUGAAUCGCUGUCUUGUAGCCAAAAGACGACGAGUAGACCGGAACCAACUUAGCAGUUCUAGUUCACAAACCUUCACUCUGUCCUGAUAUUAGUAUCUGAUAAUUUAGUAGCGAUUGAAUUGAUGUAUUAUUAUUAUUAUUAUUUCUACAAGUAAAUGUUUCAGUGUAUGUUAUAGUGUAUGUCUAGACAUGGUAUAGCUCAGUAAUAUAACUGCACUCUAACGGGUACAUAGUUAAAGGUCAAAAGGCUCUCAAUACAUUGGUCAUUUGUUGAAAUCCAGUUUUUUCAAAUUAAAUAUCUCAGAGAAUUUGUGCAAUAUUUCCAUUUUCAUAUUUUUGGACAUUUUCAUAUAUGGAGAAAAUCCAGGAAGAGCAAGCUUUUUGGUGCAGCUGGUGUACAGAAUAUGCAAAUAUUGAUUGGCUAAAUAUGUUCAUAAACGUUAAAAAUAUGUUUGUUUCACUUUUCAACACUGUAGAAUCGAAUUUUUAUCUCUCUCUCUCUCUCUCUUUUUUUUUUAGCAGAUAAUUUUUAUAAUUGAAUUGGCAACAGGCUAACAUGGAUCUUUCAGCAUAUCUUUGAAUGUUUUUGACAUUGUUUAUUGUCUAUUUAUUUCAAAAUCUUACCCGAUCUUCAUUUUUUUAGUUUGAGUUUCUUUUUUUUUUUAGGCUCCAUUAUAUAGCCAUCACAUUUGUUCAUAUCGCUUUAUCUUCUUUUUAUCUCAGACUAAAUUUUAUUGCUGAAUGAAUGUGAUAAAUUUCAGUAUUAAAAUUUGCAAUAUUAACUGCUUAUUAUUUAUCUCAUUUUACUUCUAAGACUAGCCACGCCCAUAUAAGAUCUACAAUUAGGACGAACUAUUCUCCAAGAAAGCUGGAAACUUCAUACAUCAAAUUAGUUUUGUUGUGAUCUAAAUGUUUUAGACUGUAGUUUUUCAAAUAAAACGAAUUAUGGGCCGUCCAGAUCUUCACCUAAAAUA